Verticillium dahliae VdLs.17 is the source of this 633-nucleotide messenger RNA. RefSeq lists its product as uncharacterized. The record is from RefSeq and is a predicted model, not a curated record. Lineage: Eukaryota; Fungi; Ascomycota; Sordariomycetes; Glomerellales; Plectosphaerellaceae. The coding region runs from base 1 to 633 and encodes 210 amino acids. The transcript has a single exon.
AUGAGCACCCCGACGACCCUGCGCACGAUGCGCGCCCCGGCCCAAUUGCGCCACGGCGCCUCCUCUCUCCUCGCCGUCUCCCGAAACUCGACGUCGCCUCUUUCCACCCUCCCGUGGGCCUUGGGCCUCCAACUCCGUCGUGCCCACACGUCUGUCAGCCGCGAUAGAAAGUCGGCUCUCAAGGACGACGCCGACUCGACUGAUGUGGAGAUGUACAGCCGGGUCCUGAACCCGCCGGCCUCGACACGGCCCGCGCCCUUGAACCUGCCACGUCGCGAUCCCGAGGCCUCGACCUUCAGCCACCUCCUCGCCACCGGCAAGGCCUACAUCAGCUUCUACAAGACGGGCCUCAAGGCCGUCUUCACGAACCGCCGGCUCCUCCGCGAGACGCUGGCCGCCAAGCCCGAGGAGGACCGGCAGCGCCCCUCGGUCUGGACGCCGACCGUCGUGCCGGCCUCGUACACGCGCGCCGACUGGCUGCUCCUCUGGCGCGUGCGCCACGACAUGGUGCGCGUGCCCCUCUUCGGCCUCGUGCUGCUCGUCUGCGGCGAGUUCACGCCGCUCGUCGUCUUCCUGAUCGACGGCGUCGUGCCCUACACUUGCCGCCUGCCGCGCCAGAUCGCGCCGGCAUGA